UCAAGCUAACAAACAUUGCUCGGAAAAAGAUGGAGGAUUUGGAGAAAAAGUUGUACAAUGCUGCAGUGAAGGGCAGCACCGAGUCUCUCCAAGAAUUGCUCAGGCAAGAUCCAAUCAUCCUGGAAAGAGCUGUGGCCAACAGUUUCUCGGAGACGCCUCUGCACGUGGCAGCAAUGUUAGGCCACUCGGAUUUUGUGAGGGAGAUCGUUAGGAUCAAUCCGCGGCUGACAAAUGAGUUGAAUUCAAUGCAAUCGACUCCUCUUCAUCUGGCUUCGGCUAAAGGUCAUGUGGAGGUAGUGAGGAUUCUGAUUUAUGUCGAUCCUCAGACAUGUCUGGCUCGAGACAGAAACCAGAUGACAGCCCUGCAUCUAGCAGCACUUAAAGGCAGGAUUGAAGUUGUUAAGGUUUUACUCGGGGAAAAGCCCGAUGCAGCGCAGCUUUCAGUGCAUAAAGGUGAGAAUAUCUUACAUAUGUGUGUCAAACACCAUCAGCUCGAGGCUCUGAAGCUCCUGCUCGACAAAGUUUCCGAUCAAGAGUUAGUUAAUGCUAAAGACAGCGAUGGCAACACUCUCCUGCAUUUAGCUGUGGAGCAUAAGCAGGUCGAGACUGUCGAGUUCUUGCUUUCCGCGCCUGAGCUCGACGUGAAUGCAAAGAAUCUAAACCGAAUGACGGCUUUAGAUAUUCUAAUUCAAAGCAGAAGUGAUCUAAGGGAUGCAGAGAUUCUAGAAUCUCUUAAACAGGCUAAUGUGGAUGGAGUACACGACUAUAAUAAAGGAUCGCGAUUUCAGCAAGACUCGGUGAGGAACAAUCACAAAUUAUCAUUCCAAACCAAUCUGAGGAACAAGGGAAAACAUCAAGAAUAUUGGUUAGAGGAAAAGCGCAGCGCGUUGAUGAUUGUAGCUUCACUAAUCGCAACCGUGGCCUUCCAAGUUGGAGUUAAUCCUCCAGGUGGCCUAUGGCAAGACGACAGCAAACCAGGCGAUCCACAUGCUCAUGAGGCAGGCUACUCAAUACUUGCUCGGAAUUACCCAGUAGAGUAUGUAGGAUUUUACAUCUACAACACAAUAAGCUUCAUCUCAUCUCUCAGCAUCAUAUUGCUUCUGAUCAGUGGUUUGCCGGUGAGGCGCAAGAUUUUUGUGUGGAUUCUAAUGGUGGUCACUUGGGCUGCAAUCACAGCUACGGCACUGACUUAUAGCUUGAUUAUAUCAUUAUUGACACCCGUCGAGCGAGGCAAAAGUAUGGAGAAUGUCAUUGGAAUAACAAUAUUUGUGUGGAUUGGGUUGAUGGCACUCCUCCUCAUUGUCCACACGAUACGCUUGAUCGUGAAGAUAGUAAAAAAGCUGAGAAAGGGACGGUGUGGGAGGCGAAGGAUGGCUUCAGCUACCACGGUUGGUCGCGUUUAGAAAUUAAACUAUGCUCAAUAUGUGAGGUUUGUGUCAAGUGAUAAUAAAUGAAUUGAGCUUCAGUGGCUUAAUGUGAUAUAUGCAAACGUAUCUAUGUGACCUUUC
Molecule: messenger RNA, 1508 nt
Organism: Andrographis paniculata
Lineage: Eukaryota; Viridiplantae; Streptophyta; Magnoliopsida; Lamiales; Acanthaceae
Product: ankyrin repeat-containing protein ITN1-like
Exons: 2
Coding region: 30-1403 (457 amino acids)
Cellular component (GO): plasma membrane
Molecular function (GO): protein phosphatase regulator activity; protein phosphatase 1 binding
Source: RefSeq, a predicted model, not a curated record